Molecule: messenger RNA, 627 nt
Organism: Klebsormidium nitens
Lineage: Eukaryota; Viridiplantae; Streptophyta; Klebsormidiophyceae; Klebsormidiales; Klebsormidiaceae
Source: the annotation of a GenBank genome assembly
AUGCUCGUGCCCGUAAAAAGGCGCCGGCUGCAGUUGAAGCAAGCGCGGCAUAAGAGAAACUGGCACGAAGAGCAGAAGGACGGGGGGCCGCAUGCCAUGUACGGCUCGGGGAUGCACGAGCUUCCACCGAGCAUGCCCGAGCGGACCGCGCCGCAGGCGGCGGUGCCAGAGACGCCCGAGCCGGAGGCAGUGGCGGGGCCAGGGGCGAUGAGCCGCGCAUCUGGGGACGAAUCGGGUGAGUCGGAAGGGGAGUCCGACAGCGAAGAGGAGUUGGAAACGGUGUUGGGGAGAGAGGGUUUCGAAGUGCCGGCGCCAGGGUACGACACCUCGUCGGAGUCGGACGACGAGGAAGACCGUGUUGGUUUCGAGGAGAACGCGAUAGUCGAAGAUGCCUCCGAUGGGGAAAAGGAGGACACGUCGGAAAGUGAGGAAGAUGAUUCGGCGAAGCGCGUCGAAUUGCCGGCCAUCGUCGGCUUUCGGCAACGCCGGCCAAGUCGGAAGGCAUUGGAGUCCGCUUCAAUAAGCGAACUUCCGGUGGCAAAGAGGACAAAGCGGGAGGUUAGCCGAGACAUAUUCGACGUAACAUGGGCUGUGCAGAGAGGACGGUCGAAAAGAAAGCAGGCAUAG